This is a messenger RNA of Zasmidium cellare ATCC 36951, 435 nucleotides long. RefSeq lists its product as uncharacterized. The transcript is spliced from 5 exons. Bases 1 to 435 code for a protein of 144 amino acids. The record is from RefSeq and is a predicted model, not a curated record. Lineage: Eukaryota; Fungi; Ascomycota; Dothideomycetes; Mycosphaerellales; Mycosphaerellaceae. Gene Ontology annotation, biological process: mitochondrial electron transport, ubiquinol to cytochrome c.
AUGGGCUUCUUCGAUUAUGUGUCCGACCUCUAUGCCGCCCUGAGCGUGCAGGAGGUCCAGGCCGAGGAGCCGCAAAAUGAUGAGAACGAUGAGGGAUCCGAAGGCGAGGAGGAGAAGCCAGAAGAGAGCAGCGAAGGAGGCGAGGAAGCCGACGACUCCGAGGGCGGCGACGAGGGAGGCGAUGAGGAAGAAGAGGAGGAGGAAGAGGAAGAAGAAGAGGAGCCUGAGGACCUGAAGCCCAAGCUCGAGGAGGAGUGCUUGAAGACCGCCCAAUGUGCACCACUGAAGCACCACUACGAGGAGUGCUCUGAGCGCGUAAAGCACCAGGAGGAGCAAUAUGGCAAGCCUUCGGAAGACUGCGUUGAGGAGUUCUUCCAUAUGAUGCACUGCGCCAGCCAAUGCGCCGCACCAAAGCUUUUCCGCCAGCUACGAUAG